Cotesia congregata is the source of this 345-nucleotide messenger RNA. The record is from the annotation of a GenBank genome assembly. Lineage: Eukaryota; Metazoa; Arthropoda; Insecta; Hymenoptera; Braconidae.
CUGCAAUUGUGCGAGUUAACUAUGACUCGUUAUUUACUGGCUUUCACUCUGAUAUUCAUCGUCGCAAACGUCCACGUUUUGGCGGAAGAUGCUGAAGUUAAAUGUGGUGCUAAUGAAGAAAUAGAUUUAUGUGGAAAAAUGUGCGAGCCAACUUGUGGUUGUCGAGAACACAACCCCAUAUUUUGUCCAGGAAUCCAAUGUGGCGGCGUAACAUCUGCCUGCCGAUGUAAGAAAGGAUUCGUUCGUAAUGAUUCUAGGGAGUGCGUUUCACUGGAAGAUUGUCCGAAAAAAGACGAUUCAGAACCUAAAUUGGCAGGAUUGAAAUUUUGUUUGGAUGAAGAUUAA